AUGAGUUAUGAAAUAUUAGCAAACAACGUAAUACGAGUAACUGCUUCAGACGGUUGCUCACACACACCCCCCAACACUACUAUAACAGAAGAACCAGACGGCAGUAUGAAUUACUAUCAUUACUUGCCCACAGAGGAGAAAAAGAAUCACGAUUGGAGAAAAAGGGUAGGACAGCGAUUAGCUGUUAGACUCAAGACGAAUGGAGCCGAAAUUGAUCCGAAUACAGCAGUGUUGGCGAAUUGGCCAAGCGGCUAUAAGCUAUAUGAACAUAGAACCCGAAAGGAUAAUACGCAGAAAAUACGCACUGAUGUUUAUUUGUUCGGUCGCCAUAGAUUCCGAUCUGCCAACGAAGUAGAACCGCACAUCUUCUGGCUAAUAACAGACAAAACAUUUCCAUGCCAAUGUAAAUAUUGCACAAGAAGUAGUACAGUACCCAACACCAAUACUGUAACAACCUCACCCGAAUCAUCGAUAGCCAAAAAGGCAGAACCGGCCACAUUGAAAACAGAAUUAUCAACACCCUUACUGUACAAGCGAUAUUUUGCAUUUCGCACGGGAGAAUUAGUCUGGGUAGACUUGACGGAUAUUGGAGAAGCAGCCUUUACUCCCAUGAUUCGAUGGAAUGAUGGGAAAGUAAGAUAUUGGCCGUCAAUAAUAUGGACUCGCGACAGGCGUAACGACGUAAAGCCGGGUGUUCCUGUCGUACUACGCUAUCAUGUCAAACUACUACGUAUACCCACAUGUAGACGACUCAAAGAAACAUCUCUUAGACCAUGGCUAUCUCACAUUCCGAUGAUUACUCCAGAAGAUGCAAGUCCAUCUCGGAACAACGUAACAGAGCUCAUACUCAAUCAUGAUUACAUAUCUGCCUUCGCUAUAGCUCUAACUGCAGCACGCAAAUACGCGGAGAGCUACGCAGUAGAAUCUCCGUAUCGAUACAAAGAAUCAGAAUAUCGCUUAUUGUCCUCACCUGAUAUUAAGGAAAAACAACGCCUCGAACUGAUGGCUCAAUAUACACAUUACCACUACAUUUGGAUCGGAUCAGAACAUGUGUACGAGGACGAUGUACUUCGUUUGAAACCUGAAUCAGAUGAAAAAUAUUACCUUCGCGUAGCUAGCAUCUACAGACAUCCCGAAAAAGGUAUCCAAUUUACGGGAGAUCUAUAUAAGCGAGGCCAGGCUUUGAAAAAUAUUCCAGAGACAGUGGACGAUUAUUCAUGGAUACCGUUGAAUUCAGAAGAGGAGGAGUUUACAAUUGAUUUAUGCGAUGUCGCCGGAAGAUUUUAUGCUACAUGGCCGGAUAUUGACGGCUUGUCCAGAGCGAGGGAGCUGAUGAGGGUUUAUACGAGGCAGGAGUCUCUUGGCUGCGAUUGGAGGCAGAAUGGUUUUGCCGGUGAAAAUGCCACACCCACUGGACGCACUGCAAAACGAGGCCCAAUGCUGAAGCUCCCUGGUGAAAAGUUAACACGUAAACAUAGGAGAGUAGAUAAAACUGGUGUCAACAGCAGUGACAAAGGCAAUGGAAGUGGAAGUAGGCUUCAACUUGGGAGUGGGAAUAGUAAUGGGACUAACAGCAUGCGCUCCGGAGGAUGGAACGGCAGAAUUAAGUGGGUUUGGGAUGAUGUGGAAAAGAAAGUUAUUGUUAAUCAUGACCGAAAAGGAAAAGGCAAAGAGGUUGCAACAGGGAGUGAAAACGUGGACAGUAGAAAUUUGAUGGUUGAGUGUGAAGUUUGUUCCAUGCCAUAUUCGAAUAACGCGACCAACAGUACGGGAUUGCCACCAACAACCCAAACGUCAUCCAAUUACCUCCCAGCUACGCUCGAAAUACGCACGCUAACCACCGAUGCCACACCGUUCAAGCAACAGGAGAAUAGACGCUUGUUAACUUUCUGGCCGGCCAAGACGUCAACGCUGGUAUCGAACAAACAGGCAUUUGAAAAUUUGGUUACAUUUCUCGGAAGUGGGCAGGUGGCGAUAGCCGAAACAGAAAAACUAUCGGUUAUGAUAAAGGCUUAUGAUAAGCUCCUUCUCGGCGCAAUUCUGUCUCGAUUACCAAAUUCUAAAACACUUCCAUCAUCGUCAUUGGCAGCGCAACCUAUCAUUACUCAACCAACUAUUACUCAAUCCAUCACUAUUCAACCUACCACUACACAACCCAUUGCUGCGCAGUCGACUGCUGUUCGAGCUAUUCCUGCUCAACCCACUGCCACUCGUCCCAUCACUACUCAAUCUACCACUACUCAACCUGCUGCUCGAUCCAUCGCUACUCAAUCCGUUGCCACUCAACGCAUUGCUACGCAACCUAUUGCUACUGAACCCAUUACCACUCAAAUUCCUACCCCAAGUACAUCAAAUAAAAAUGCAGCAGCAACCAUUCAGGCCAAUUGA
Molecule: messenger RNA, 2388 nt
Organism: Paraglomus brasilianum
Lineage: Eukaryota; Fungi; Glomeromycota; Glomeromycetes; Paraglomerales; Paraglomeraceae
Source: the annotation of a GenBank genome assembly